AUGAGGAUCCUGCUAAGCGAACUAGGACUGUCUGGCGCGUGCCUCGGUCUGACCCUGGAGUCGCGCGCCGCUUCCCUGGAUCCUGACAAGCCAGCGCCAGGGCAGAGCGCCGUUGAGCCGCGCUCGCCAAGCGCUUUCUCGUCUAACUCGUCCAGCAUGCUACUGCUGCAAACACACAGCAACUACGGUACGUCCUUCACUGAUUUACUGUCGCCGCAAUAUCAAGAAGACUCAUCAGAAAUCUUAGAAGAAAAUUUAGAUCCAUUUCCUGACGUCGAAUUUCAUGCACCAGUUCCUCCUGAAGUUAAAUCUCAUCGUACAACUCCAGUGAGUGAAACUCCGUCACCUACACUCGGACCAGCCUUACCUAGUUUUGAAGAAACCUAUUCAGUUCGUUAUCCAAAACAAGAAAUGGCAGAAUUUGGUUUAAAGAUGGAUGAAGACUGCUACAAUGUCAGCGCAUAUUCUCAUCAAGGACAUGCUUCGACUCAAUUAUUAUAUCCAUACCAUCAGCCACCUUUACCCUAUGUACCGUCACCUUACUACGCACAAGCUCAGCAGUGCUCGCCAACCUUUGAUACUGGUGGAGUAACUAAUGCUCAAGAUUCCUAUUCAUUGCCACCAUUUUCAAACUCUGUGGAUUUACAUAUAUCUACGGAUCAAAGUGCCCGACAGCGAAGAUCAUCAUUACCAGUUCAAAGAUCUGAAUCCAGUAGUUCUAACGAAAGUCCUAAGCUUCACGGCAGUAGAGUUCACUGCAUGCAAGCAUCGGCCCCAAGCUCUGCAUCUAGCUCACCAGGCGGAGCACCGCAAGAAAAUACAGCGUCACGAGCUGCACCCACAUCACCUAGCCAACUUUGUGCCGUUUGUGGAGAUACUGCUGCAUGUCAACAUUAUGGCGUGAGAACGUGUGAAGGGUGUAAAGGAUUUUUUAAAAGAACCGUUCAAAAAGGUUCUAAAUAUGUAUGCUUAGCUGAAAAAUCUUGCCCAGUCGAUAAAAGAAGACGAAAUCGAUGUCAAUUUUGUCGCUUUCAGAAGUGUCUAGCCGUCGGUAUGGUUAAAGAAGUGGUCCGAACCGAUUCACUGAAAGGAAGGCGGGGUAGAUUACCCUCUAAGCCAAAAUGUCCACAAGAAUCACCUCCGAGCCCGCCGAUUUCGUUAAUAACUGCUCUUGUCAGAGCUCAUGUCGAUACUUCUCCUGAUUUUGCCAAUCUUGACUAUUCCCAGUAUAGGGAGCCAAAUCCUAUGGAGCCUCCAAUUGCAGAUUUGGAAGUAAUUCAGCAGUUUUAUUCGUUACUGACAACGUCUAUAGACAUGAUUAAGAUUUUUGCUGAAAAAGUACCAGGAUAUGGUGAUUUAUGUCUGGAGGACCGCGAACAAUUAUUUGCAUCAGCGCGACUUGAAUUAUUUGUGUUACGCCUCGCAUACCGCACUCGUCCUGAAGAUACAAAACUUACUUUCUGCAAUGGACUCGUUCUUGAUAAACGACAAUGUCAACGGUCUUUUGGAGACUGGUUGCACGCUGUGCUUGAUUUUAGCAACACUCUUCAUUCAAUGGAUAUUGACAUCUCGACCUUCGCCUGUCUCUGUGCACUAACACUUAUUACAGAGCGACACGGCUUAAAGGAGCCUCACCGAGUAGAACAACUUCAAAUGAAGAUUAUAGGAUGUUUGCGCGCUCAUAUGCCAGGCGGUGGGAAUACCAACGCAGCAGGUGCUCCACACUUUAGUCGCGUCCUUGGAGCACUGCCCGAGUUGCGAUCACUGUCUGUCCAAGGACUUCAACGUAUCUUUUACCUUAAGUUAGAGGACUUAGUACCGGCGCCUCCUCUUAUUGAAAACAUGUUCCGCGCCAGCCUGCCAUUCUAGGCGCCUCGCACGCUUUCCCCACACUGACAUCCCGAGGACCAGUCCUGCCUUCAGAACGCAUUCUCUUCUAGAGCCGACUCCAUUAUUUUUAUAAGUG
Melitaea cinxia (Glanville fritillary) is the source of this 1966-nucleotide messenger RNA. RefSeq names its product probable nuclear hormone receptor HR38 (gene Hr38). Gene Ontology annotation, cellular component: transcription regulator complex; nucleus. The transcript is spliced from 4 exons. The record is from RefSeq and is a predicted model, not a curated record. Gene Ontology annotation, molecular function: nuclear glucocorticoid receptor binding; RNA polymerase II cis-regulatory region sequence-specific DNA binding; zinc ion binding. The coding region runs from base 1 to 1869 and encodes 622 amino acids. Gene Ontology annotation, biological process: cellular response to corticotropin-releasing hormone stimulus; regulation of transcription by RNA polymerase II. Lineage: Eukaryota; Metazoa; Arthropoda; Insecta; Lepidoptera; Nymphalidae.